GUUAUCAAGGAGCGAAGGGAGGAAAAGUCCAGAGAAAAAAUUUCCGGUGAUUUUAAUGCAAAUGAAAGCCAAACAUGUGACGAUACUGGAGGAAAGAAGAAAUUAGCAUUUUUAGACCUUUUGAUGGAAGCUUGUGACUCUCAAUCCGUGCCUUUAUCCGAUAAGGAUUUAAGCGAUGAGGUCAACACUUUUAUGUUUGAGGUGGGUAAAGUCAUUAAUUAGAUAUUUCAUAAAUAUUAAUGCCAAAAAUAUAGUUCGUGAGGAAGCCUUUAUUUUUCAAAUCUAGUUAA
Molecule: messenger RNA, 290 nt
Organism: Bemisia tabaci
Lineage: Eukaryota; Metazoa; Arthropoda; Insecta; Hemiptera; Aleyrodidae
Source: RefSeq, a predicted model, not a curated record